Messenger RNA from Dicrocoelium dendriticum, 363 nucleotides. Lineage: Eukaryota; Metazoa; Platyhelminthes; Trematoda; Plagiorchiida; Dicrocoeliidae. The record is from the annotation of a GenBank genome assembly.
AUGCAUUUCGAUUUCAUUUAUCGUAGAUCCGUCGAACAGUAUGGCUCCAAAUCGAUUGGGAAUUUUGACCUCGCCGCUUUCCUAUCAUCGAUCUCCAGUUUCUUGGCCAUGUUCAGUGGUUCCUUCUUCAUUGGUGUCGUUAUUGGUGCCCUGACAGCUCUGCUAACCAAGUUCACUCACAUACGAGAACACCCGUUGCUAGAGACCACUUUGUUUGUCCUGAUGUCCUACAGCACCUUCUUGCUGGCGGAAACGAUAGGUUUCACAGUGUUCCUGUUUUCCGUUCUAUUACAUGACGUACUGUAUCGACUGAGGUUAUUGCAAUUCGCGGCUAGCUCUUGUGCGCUACCGAGCACCCACUGA